Sorghum bicolor (sorghum) is the source of this 5516-nucleotide messenger RNA. Its product is annotated as pre-mRNA-splicing factor ATP-dependent RNA helicase DEAH1. Bases 163 to 3303 code for a protein of 1046 amino acids. Gene Ontology annotation, cellular component: catalytic step 2 spliceosome; intracellular anatomical structure. NCBI's taxonomy places the organism in Eukaryota, Viridiplantae, Streptophyta, Magnoliopsida, Poales, Poaceae. The transcript is spliced from 3 exons. The record is from RefSeq and is a predicted model, not a curated record. Gene Ontology annotation, molecular function: ATP binding; RNA binding.
GUCGCCGCCAUCAGAUCACCUGGCAACGCCCCGCGUCUUCUGGUUCGCCUGGUGUCUCUCCCACCUCGCGCUGACAGCCGAUAAACCCUAGCCCAACCCGCCUUCCCUCGCCCAUUCCACUCCCUUCGUCCGAUUCGAGGAGGCCAACGGAGGGGCUAGGGCAUGGCGACCGAUGGGCAGCUCAGGGAGUGGGUCUCCGACAAGCUCAUGAGCCUCUUGGGCUACUCCAAGAACGUCGUCGUCCAGUACGUCAUCAGGCUCGCGAAGGAGUGCUCUUCAACGGGUGACCUCGUGGGUAAGCUCGUCGAGUUCGGGUUCACCUCGUCUGCGGAGACCCGUGCCUUCGCGUCGGAUGUCUACGCCAAGGUUCCCCGCAGGGCCAGCGGCAUCAGUAAUUACCAGAAGCAGGAGAGGGAGGCGGCAAAGCUUGCCCAGAAACAGAGCACUUACAAGCUGUUGGCCAACGAGGAUGAUGAUACCGACAACCAGACACCAACAAGUCAAAAGACCUCAAGAAAUCCAUCAUCUAAGAGUCGGAAGCAUUUCAGGAGGAAAGCAGAUCAAGACAGUGGUGAUGAUGAAAUAGUGGCAAAAGAUUCUGGAAGGAACGUCCGUCAGCGAACAGAAGAGGAGGAUGAAGAAAGUGGCGAUGGAAGUUCUGAUGAAGAGAAAGAAAGGAUUAGAGAUCAGCAGGAAAAGGCCCAGCUAGAAAGGAACAUGAGAGAAAGAGAUGCGGCUAACACAAGGAAGUUGAUGGAGCGACAAUUAUCUAAGGAAGAACAAGAAGAGCUUACUAGAAGAUCUCAAGCAAUGGACAAGAAUGACACAUCUGAUCUGAGAAAAUUCUCAAGGCAAGCAUACCUGCAAAAGCGCCGGGACAAAAAAAUUGAGGAAAUUCGUGAUGAAAUUCUGGACCACCAGUACAUUUUUCAGGAUGUGAAACUAACAGAGGCAGAAGAAAAGGAGUUGAGAUACAAGAUGAAGAUAUAUGAUCUUGUCAAGGAACAUGUUGAGACUCCUGAUGAUGUUGGUGAGUACAAAAUGCCUGAAGCUUAUGACAUGGGUGAAAAUGUCAAUCAAGAAAAGAGAUUCUCUGUGGCCAUGCAGCGGUACAAAGAUCCUGAGGCCAAGGAUAAAAUGAACCCUUUUGCUGAACAGGAAGCGUGGGGAGAACACCAAAUAGGAAAAUCGAAACUGCAAUUUGGAUCCAAAGAUAAGAAGCCGUCUUCAGAUGAGUAUCAGUAUGUAUUCGAAGAUACAAUUGAUUUUGUUAAAUCAUCAGUCAUAGUAGGAACCCAGCCUGAAGACGAUUCAGAUAAAGAGGACAUUGAAGCAAAAGAUAUUUUGAAAAGGGAGCUCCAGGAUGAGCGAAAGACGCUUCCAGUUUUCAAAUUUGGGGAUGAACUGCUUAAGGCUGUAGAAGAGUAUCAGGUUAUCGUCAUAGUGGGCGAGACCGGGUCCGGUAAAACAACACAAAUACCUCAGUACCUUCAUGAGGCUGGGUAUACUGCGAAAGGAAAGGUUGCAUGUACUCAACCUCGUCGAGUGGCUGCCAUGAGUGUUGCAGCAAGAGUAUCUCAAGAAAUGGGUGUUAAACUUGGACAUGAGGUUGGUUACUCUAUAAGAUUUGAGGAUUGCACUUCAGAUAAAACAAUUAUUAAGUACAUGACUGAUGGAAUGCUUCUAAGGGAGUUCCUUGGUGAACCAGAUUUGGCUAGCUACAGUGUUGUCAUGGUGGAUGAGGCUCAUGAGCGUACCCUUUCCACGGAUAUCUUAUUUGGUCUGGUGAAGGAUAUUUCUCGUUUUCGACCAGACCUGAAGUUGCUCAUUUCGAGUGCCACGCUUGAUGCAGAAAAAUUUAGUGACUACUUCGAUUCAGCUCCUAUUUUCAAGAUACCUGGGAGGCGAUACCCUGUUGAAAUUCAUUAUACAAAAGCCCCAGAGGCUGAUUACAUAGAUGCAGCAAUUGUCACUGUUUUACAGAUACAUGUGACACAACCCCCUGGAGAUAUCCUGGUGUUUCUUACAGGUCAGGAGGAAAUUGAAACAGUUGAUGAAAUCCUUAAACACAGAACAAGGGGCUUAGGCACCAAAAUUUCAGAAUUAAUUAUAUGUCCUAUUUAUGCAAAUCUGCCUACCGAGCUUCAAGCUAAGAUAUUUGAGCCAACCCCCGAGGGUGCCCGUAAGGUGGUUCUGGCCACUAAUAUAGCUGAGACUUCACUAACCAUUGAUGGUAUAAAGUAUGUUAUUGAUCCAGGCUUUUGUAAGAUCAAAUCAUACAAUCCCCGCACAGGAAUGGAAUCUCUACUUAUUAAUCCUAUCUCAAAAGCUUCAGCAAACCAGAGGGCAGGAAGGUCUGGACGCACUGGACCUGGAAAAUGCUUCCGUCUAUACACGAGUUAUAACUACAUGCACGACCUAGAAGAUAAUACUGUUCCAGAGAUCCAACGAACCAAUCUUGCGAAUGUUGUGCUUACACUCAAGAGUCUUGGUAUUCAUGACUUGGUUAACUUUGACUUCAUGGAUCCACCUCCAUCAGAAGCCCUGUUAAGGGCUCUGGAACAACUUUUUGCUCUCAGUGCACUCAACAGUCGUGGAGAGUUGACUAAGACUGGAAGAAGAAUGGCAGAAUUUCCACUGGAUCCUAUGUUGUCGAAGAUGAUUGUUGCUUCAGAGAAAUAUAAGUGUUCUGAUGAGAUCAUCUCCGUUGCAUCCAUGUUGUCAAUUGGCAAUUCUAUAUUUUAUCGUCCGAAGGACAAACAAGUUCAUGCAGAUAAUGCAAGGUUGAACUUCCACACUGGCAAUGUUGGGGACCAUAUAGCACUACUAAAUGUGUAUAAUUCUUGGAAAGAAACAGACUAUUCGACUCAGUGGUGUUAUGAAAACUAUAUACAGGUGCGCAGCAUGAAGAGGGCAAGGGAUAUUCGGGAUCAACUAGAGGGGCUUAUGGAAAGAGUUGAGAUUGAGAUUUGCUCAAAUGCCAGUGAUUUAGAUGCUAUUAAAAAAGUUAUAACAUCAGGUUUCUUCCAUCAUUCUGCACGGUUGCAGAGGGAUGGUACAUAUAAGACUGUCAAGAACCCUCAGACCGUACAUAUCCAUCCUAGUUCAGGAUUAGCAGAGAUACGUCCGCGGUGGGUAGUAUACCACGAAUUAGUUCUCACAACAAAGGAGUUUAUGCGCCAGGUGACAGAACUGAAGCCUGAAUGGCUGGUAGAGAUAGCACCACAUUAUUACCAACUAAAGGAUGUGGAAGACUCUGGAACAAAGAAGCUACCAAAGGGCCAAGGACGAGCUGCAUUGUAGGCUUGUAGCUAGGACCCAUGGAUGUUUUGUGUUGGCUUCAGCCUAGGAGCAUCAGGCUGAGUGAAGAUGUAUAUAACUCCUUAUAUUGUGAACACGAUAGAUGAUGUCACUAUUCAUUGUCUUGCUUAGGUUUUAGAGUAGCUGAUUGUUCAUGUAAAUUUUAGAGUAGCCUCUCGCAUCGAAUCUUUGUAUGGAUGUUUAUUCUCUGAUAACACAGAUUUUCGUAUUAGUCAUCUUAUGUAUUGACUGAUCACAUGUCUUGUGCUGUUACGUGUACCUUUAUGUGAGCAUUCUCAAAAUAUUGUAACUCAUAAUGUAUGAUGGAUGUGCCUUUUGUCUAUCAGUUAGAUUUUCCUUGCUGCCAGAUGUUUCUGAAUGAACGGUAGUCCUAUUUACAAUCGGAUAUGCAGUUUUUUGACUGCAUGAACUAACUUCCUGUAUGAGAUUCUGUAUUGUGUAUUUUCAGACAAUGCUUGUGUAAUUCCUGGUUGCUAGAAGGUUUUCUAAACUAGAUGAGCGGUUCCGGUUGUUUAUAAUAAUUGAAUAUGCCAUUCAGAUUUCACACCGAUUUUGUCAUACUGACUAUCAAUCUCCUAUCUCAUGCAGAGUUACUUUGGUGCUUCUCUGACUGUAUCAACCUGAAACUCAGAACUCAAGUUCAGUGCUUUUCUGUUCUUGACAUUGACACUGGGUACACAAUGUAUUAUGAAGCCCUCAAGUAUCUCAAAAAGGGUGGACGAGGGAGAGGUUCUUCCUCGGGUGGCGUCAUCAUUAACAUAAGCGCAAUGCUGCAAUACACUGCAGCUUGAUACCAAAUUCAUGUCUCUUCUAACAAGGCAGGUGAUCAUUGGCUCUGGAAUGGGGAACAGAUUACGGCAUUAGAGUAAAUGGAAUUGCACCUGGGCCAAUUCAAGACACUCCAGGAAUGAGGAAACUUGCACCUGAAGAAAUGGGCAAGGGGAAACGAGAAACGAUGCCAUUAUUUAAGCUUGGGGAGAAAUGGGAUGGCCGGACUCUAUCUAGCUUCUGAUGCAGGUUAGCCACAUGGCUGUGUUCUUCCCUGUUUUCUACCAAGAUUAUCAGAAGGCGUUAUACACAGAAUUUCAGUUAGUACUGAGCAUCCGCUUAUCUGAAAGUUAGCCAGAAGCCUUUGUGCCCAUACUUAUUAAACUAACAACCUUUUUGUUUUAUAUUCAUGCAUGCCUUUUAAGUAGUCAUUAGUCAAUGUAACCACCGUGGUUGAUCUGUAAUAAGUUUUAGCUUCAUGUUGAUGAAGAAAAAGAAAAUAGCCUCACCUGAAAACCUAGCCAUUUUUCUUUGAUUGAUGAUUAAAACCAGACAUUUGAUGUGUUGUACAAUCUGAUUUCUCUACUCCUAAAAAGAGAAACCUGGAAUGUAUCGUUUCUUAGAAAUUCCUAUAAACCAGCGUAUAAUGUCUCUUUAACUUUUUUUAUUAAAAAGUAUUGUGACUAGAAUAUUCAUCGGUGUUAUAUUCUUCUUUUAUUGUAAGUAGUUGAGAUAGAGUGAUGACAGGUCCUUUCAUAUUUGGGUUAAUGAAAAAUAUGAUCUAGAGGAUGCUCAGACCUGAAGUUUUAGCUUUAUGGCAUAUCUUUCCAUGGUCGACAAGCUUCCUAAAUAGUUAAUUCUUUUGUUACAGUAUCUUGACUGAGCUUUCUUCUAAGGAUCCAUUAUAUUGAUAUCUCUAUAAAAAUAUUUGUUGACAUGAUUUCAUUAUGAAUCUUUUGAUUUUUGGCAACCGUUUUGUGGUCUGUGUUUAGAUCUCUUAUUCACUUCUCUGCACUCAAAUUCUGUAACAACAGAUUGAACCAUGCACUCACUAUAUGGUAGAGUUCUAAGCACCAUGUCCCUGCUACAAAUUGCACUUGACAUGUGUUUCCAGUGACCUUCAGGCCAUUACUGCUACAAAAUGCUUCUUGUACCAGCUUUGUUGGCGGAGAUGUACGUGAAUUUCCUGCAGAUGUGCUACCUGACCUCGAGCACCCUUGUUUUGAUUUGUUUACAAAGCCGUUUAGCUCUACUGUAGCCUUGCAGGUACUUAAUUUCAAUGACAUGGCAAUAUAUUUCUUUUGCAAUUCUUACCAUUUUUCUCCUCUUGAGCAACUUUGAGCUCACAAAAGACACUACCAGGCACUUGCCCUUGGUCUUGUAUCUCAAACAGUGAGCAUUCAUUCCAUUAAAAGAAUCACACAACA